Stylophora pistillata is the source of this 998-nucleotide messenger RNA. RefSeq names its product type-1 angiotensin II receptor A. Gene Ontology annotation, molecular function: neuropeptide Y receptor activity. Gene Ontology annotation, biological process: G protein-coupled receptor signaling pathway. The record is from RefSeq and is a predicted model, not a curated record. NCBI's taxonomy places the organism in Eukaryota, Metazoa, Cnidaria, Anthozoa, Scleractinia, Pocilloporidae. Gene Ontology annotation, cellular component: plasma membrane.
UCUUACAAAAAACAACAUGACUAACUCUUCAAUUGAUGUGACAGGCCUCUAUACCUCGCUGUCACCGUUUAAUAUCGCCAUAUUGAUCCUGUAUGCGAUUGUGGUUGUUAUUGGUGUAAUGGGCAACGGCUUGGUUGUGAUAAUCGCUUGGAAAACAAUCUCUAUGCAUACGACCGCAAACUUCUUGCUGACAAAUGUGGCUGUUGCUGAUAUAAUCUCUUUGGUUUGGUGUAUUAUUCCCAUAGCAUUUAGCCUCUCUGCCAAGCAUCCAAGUGGAAAAUUGGGCACAUAUAUUUGCAAGUUUUUCUCUGGAUAUGCGAUGACCUGUAUUUCAGUUUCUGUCAAGCUUUCCAGCUUAUUAGUUUUAGCAAUUGAGCGCUACCUCGCUGUUCUCAGGCCUUUGGAAAUCAAUUUGCAUCGACGUCAGAAAUACAUUGGUUAUCGCGUAGCAUUUAUCUGGAUUUUUGCAAUACUAUUCUCCUUGCCUGGUUUUAUCUACAGCGAAUACGAUCAACGGUUACAAAGAUGUUUGGAUCCGUGGACAAUUGAAAGAGUUUCGACCAUAAAAUGGCAGAUAACAAUGACCAUAGUUUUUUUGAUCAUAUGUUCCAUCUGUUUGUUCUAUUGCCAUAUCCAGAUCCUUAAAGGCAUCUUUAUUACUAACACGGUCUGCUCCACCUCAUCGGCAGGCACGAAAAGAGAGAAUUUGAGGGCAAAACGUACUCUAGCGAUUGUUUCGUUUACAGUUACAGCAGCGUACAUAAUUUGCAACACGCCAUACUUGGUGUUUGAGAUCUAUGUAGCUUAUUCAGAACAUGAAAACAUUUCAAAUAAGUACGAGACUUUAUACAGAAUUUAUCGAGUUCUUGGCUUUAUUAUGUACUUCAACUCAUGUCUAAAUCCGUUUCUUUACGCCUUCCAGAGCUCUAAUUAUCGAAAAAACUUUAAAAGAAUCUUUUGCCAUCGAGAAACUGUACUGAACGAUGGCAACAUCAAUU